AUGGACGCCGCCCAUAUUUUCCGGCAAGGUCUGGGGACCGUUGCUCCCCGUAUGAACCACGCCUAUGCGCAGCCGCGAAACUUGGUGCAAAGUCCAGAUGACUUUUUUGACGGUGAUACCUCGAGCCACCGAGUUGCUCACACCCUGACAGCAUGCUGUCGUUGUCGUCAGCGAAAAACGAGGUGUGAUCCCACGCUUCCUCGCUGCCUCCCCUGCGAGAGAUCAGGGUCUGUAUGCGAAUAUCUCGAUACCGCCAAGGCGCGCAAGAUCAAUCGCCGUUAUGUGAUUACGCUGCAAGAUAAGGUCAAAGCCCUCGAAGCUGAGCUUGCCCAGUAUACCGACGAAGACGGUGAUCAUCCCCCAACAAAUGAAGAAUUGGUUCGUCCAGGAGGCAUGAUUCGUUUGAGCGGUAACGACGAGACACCUCGCUAUCUGGGGCCAUCCAGUGGUAUUGCCAUGACAAGAUUACUCAUGGCUGAAGCCAAGAGGUUUACGGAUUCCAACAAAAUUUCCGAUCUCAUUCCGGAGGUUCGCGCAAGAAGCCAAGCUCGCAUGCAAUCUAUCCAGAUAACUAGCAACAACAAAAGAAAAAGCUAUCCCAUGAUCAGUGAAUUUCCAGCCGAAAGUCUUCCUGCUCGUCAUGUGGCCGACAGGCUGGUAGAGAUCUUCUAUAAGAAAGCUCAAAUCCAUUGGCCUGUGCUUCAUGAGACAGUUUUCAAAGCAGACGUUGACGCAGUUUAUAAUGGCGAUACAGAUCCGUACAAAAACUUUCUUGUUCGCAUGGUUAUUGCCAUUAGCUUGCAAAAGCUGGACACGCAAUAUGCCGGAUUGGGCGACUCAUACUACAUGGCCGCGAUGAAAUAUGUUGAGGAAAUUAUUCGUCCCAAAGACCUCAAAACGCUACAAUGCCUCGUUCUCAUCGGACAAUACUCACUACUCACCCCGACGCGAACGCCAGUGUAUUAUGUUAUUGGACUCGCUACCAGAAUAUGCCAACAAGAAGGGCUAACGGACGAGAAAACGCUUACUACUACGGGUUACAAUUUGGAUCCGCAAACAAUCGACUUGCGCCGGAGGCUGGUAUGGGUAAUUAUGGCCAUGGAACAUGGCCUUUCGUAUUAUCUAGGCCGGCCCAGUGCAUUUGCCAUCAACAGUGAUCGCUUGAAUGUUGCAUUUUUUAGCGCAGCCGAUGAUGCGAAUAUUACGCCUCAAGGAAUUCUAGAUGGCCCUCUUAAUACACGCAAGCUCGCAACGAUACACUUCUACAAGAUGUGGAGCUUACAAACGGAGAUCAAGAGGACCCUUUAUGAACGGAAACGGCCGGAACCUAGAAACGACGAUCAUCCAUGGUUUCAAAACAUAGAAAAGGCUCUGAGGGAUUGGGUGGACUCGACGCCAGAAGAUCCUCCGUUUGCCAAACCUUGGAUCUCUGGACAUUACCACCAAUUGAGGGCAUUAUUGUAUAGACCCUCUCCCCAGAUUCCGCAGCCAUCGGCUGGUGCAGCCCAAAUUUGCUUCGAGUCCUCUGCCACCACGAUUGACCUUUCCCACAAGCAGUUUGGAAGCGAUCCUGCAGAUAUGACCUGGGUGUUCCUCCUUUCACUAAAUUGGUCCCUUAGCACACUUCUAUGGACGAUAUCGUAUCCCGAAGUUCGACGCAACCAUCCAAGAGAAGAAGUCGAAGAGCUGGUGAACAAGGCGUUAGAAUCUUUGGACCGAUGCGCAGAGCGUUGGCCAGGGACCACGGUCACGUCUCAACUCUACACUAUAUUUGCCAAGGCGUGUAUGCAGAGCUACGACGUUCAAGUGAAGCUUGAAAAGGAACAGUUUUCUUUUAGCAGUCCACCGGCGACAAGCGAGUCCCAGUCUUCACCUGAAAGCUACUCUCAUUCAAAUGCUACCACCCCUCGACCACUCCCCUAUCUCAACCCUCCUCAGUUCGGCUUUGUUUUUGACUCGUCCCCUGAGUCAAUGAACAACUACGUGUUCGACCCCAAUUACCCUCCUCCACAGCCUACUUUCCGUUCAAACUCCAUCUUCUGCAAUCCUGCCACGGAUAAUGGCAGCCGACGCUUCUCCUACUUCCCGCCUGAUGUCACCCAUAUGGGAGAGGCUGGUUUAGAAGACCCUUCGUCCCAUCCGGUCCAGGUACCGGACCAUAUACCCCACCAUUUGCAAUCGCCGCCCGAAAUAUUUCUGCAGGGCAAUGUACCGACUUCGAGACCGGGCUUAUCGUCAUCGGCAGUGGCGAUGAAGCAAACGCCGAAUGCUACCCCAAUUACACCGUCACCGCUUUCGGAGCAGACCAAUAUGUCGCCACCUCAUAAACGCGUUGUUGCACCACACGUGACGCAGGCCCAACCAACAUAUGCAGCCGCGCGAAUGGGGCAACCUGUUCACCAGCGACCGCUACCACCGGCACCCACAUCCGUAUCGGACUGGUUCUCGCCCCCUUCACAGUUCAUGUCGCCAUACAACUUUGUAACGUCUGGCAGUGGAUAUUUUAAUGAAGCCAUGGCUGGUAUGAGCGGAUUUGGUGGCGGCUCACCGGGACCUGGUGGCUUGGGCCUCCACAACAUCACCGCGCAGCUCGAGGCAGGUGGUAUGCAGUUUGGCUAUUCGCCUGGUAGACAAGGCAGUCUAUCACAGUCACAGCAGCUAGAGCUCAUGGAAGAUUUGGAGACGGACGGCCUUAGCGCCAUGGAUGCGUACCUGCAAGACACCCCGAUGAGCGGGAGAGGAUGGUACUGA
Molecule: messenger RNA, 2751 nt
Organism: Trichoderma asperellum CBS 433.97
Lineage: Eukaryota; Fungi; Ascomycota; Sordariomycetes; Hypocreales; Hypocreaceae
Biological process (GO): DNA-templated transcription; positive regulation of transcription by RNA polymerase II
Molecular function (GO): sequence-specific DNA binding; zinc ion binding; DNA-binding transcription factor activity, RNA polymerase II-specific
Source: RefSeq, a predicted model, not a curated record